UAAAUUGAAACGUAAGAUACCGAUUCCACGGAAAAAGUUGGUUGUCAAAUUCGUGCAAAAUAAAAUAUAUAAAACAAAUAUAAUCUAUUAAUUUUUAGUUAUUUCACGUAAAAAUCGUGUAAAUAUCUAUAAUUAUUAAUUCUUGUUAUAGAAUAUAGGGCUAAUAACUCUAAAAUAAUGUUUAGAAAUGUAUUGUUCACAACACGCAAAAAUUUUCAGAUAGUAUCUGUUAGAUAUAAACAGAAGAAAUUCCAAAAAGUCGAUAAAAAAUUACAAGCGGCUGCAGAAUCUUUGGCUUCGAGAGGGUUUCUUCGUCCCAACAAACCAUGGAACCCACCAGAAGAAAUAGAUAAAACUAUACUGAAAAUAUGUGCUGAUAAUGGUCUUAAAGAAGACUCUGAGUUUCAUUCACUUGAUGUGAAGUACACUGUUUUGAAGGCAUGUUUUGAUGAGACUGGACACGGCAUACCAAACUCAAUGUUACACACUAUUGAAACUGUUGACGAUUUGAUGGAGUUUUACGAGACACCAGUCGAUACCUUAACUCCGUUUGAUAGCUUGAAGAAAAUGGAUUUACCAAAGAAUUUGCAUGUACAAGAAGAUUAUGUUCGGUUCCAUCCAGACAAAGAUCCUCUGUUCAACGGAAAGACAGUGUUCCCAAAGAGUUCCACCAUUGUCUCAGGUUUGAAGACACGCAAGAAGUUUGAAGGCUAUACUGCCAAAACAUCUUGGCCAUAAUCAAAUAAAUAAAUUUAUUAAUUUGUAGUGUUAUUGUAAAAAUAAAGAUGUUAUGUAUAGAUAUUUAA
This is a messenger RNA of Melitaea cinxia (Glanville fritillary), 806 nucleotides long. RefSeq names its product 39S ribosomal protein L50, mitochondrial (gene mRpL50). Lineage: Eukaryota; Metazoa; Arthropoda; Insecta; Lepidoptera; Nymphalidae. The transcript is spliced from 5 exons. The record is from RefSeq and is a predicted model, not a curated record. Gene Ontology annotation, cellular component: mitochondrion; mitochondrial large ribosomal subunit. The coding region runs from base 178 to 738 and encodes 186 amino acids.